UGUACUGCUCUGAUACAAGAUUUGGCCAGUGAACGAACACGUGUUGGAACUUGGAGUGGAUUGGAUAGUCAAUUCUAAUUAAGUCACCUUUUUUAAAAGUAUUAUUCAAGAUUUGAAGGAAUAAUUUAAAUGUGUAUAUAUAUAUCGACAAUUUGAAAUCAAUCAAGUCCAAAUAUUUACCAUUUGACCGCCUUACACUAUUUCGUUUUGUGCCACAAUGAAGUACAUCCUGGUCACUGGUGGUGUCAUCUCAGGCAUCGGGAAGGGCAUCAUAGCCUCCAGUGUGGGAACUAUCCUCAAGUCAUGUGGUCUGCGUGUCACUGCCAUCAAGAUUGACCCCUACAUCAACAUAGAUGCAGGGACCUUCUCUCCGUACGAGCAUGGUGAGGUGUUUGUGCUGGACGAUGGGGGUGAGGUGGAUCUGGACCUGGGGAACUAUGAGAGGUUCCUGGACAUCAGACUGACCAAAGACAACAACCUGACCACCGGCAAAAUCUACCAGUCUGUCAUCAACAAGGAGAGGAAAGGAGACUACCUGGGAAAGACCGUACAGGUGGUGCCCCACAUCACUGAUGCGAUCCAAGAGUGGGUGAUGCGUCAGGCCAGAGUACCUGUUGACGAUGACGGUGUGGAGCCUCAGAUCUGUGUCAUCGAGCUAGGAGGCACUGUGGGAGACAUCGAGAGCAUGCCUUUCAUCGAAGCCUUCAGGCAGUUCCAGUUCAAGGUGAAGAGGGAGAACUUCUGUAACAUCCACGUCAGCCUGGUCCCACAGCCCAGUGCCACAGGAGAGCAGAAGACCAAACCCACUCAGAACAGUGUCAGAGAGCUCAGAGGACUCGGCCUGUCUCCUGAUCUGAUCAUGUGUCGCUGCUCCACUUCCCUGGAGAACUCUGUUAAAGAGAAGAUCUCCAUGUUCUGUCAUGUAGAACCUGAACAGGUGAUCUGCGUGGCAGACGUUUCGUCCAUCUACAGAGUGCCUCUGCUACUGGAGAACCAGGGGGUGGUGGGCUACUUCUGUCAGAGAUUAGACCUUCCUAUAGAGACACGCCCCAGGAAGAUGCUCACUAAGUGGAAGGAGAUGUCUGACAGGUCAGACAGGCUCCUAGAGCAGUGUUCUAUAGCCCUGGUGGGGAAAUACACCAAGUUCACAGACUCCUACGCGUCAGUCAUCAAAGCGCUAGAACACUCGGCCUUAGCCAUCUGCCACAAACUGGAUAUCAAGUAUAUUGACUCAGCAGACCUGGAGCCAAACACACUGAAGGAGGAGCCUGUGAAGUACCAUGAGGCGUGGCAAAAACUCUGCAGUGCUGAUGGCAUCCUGGUACCUGGAGGGUUUGGAGUCAGAGGGACAGAGGGGAAGAUCCACGCCAUCAACUGGGCACGCAAACAGAAGAAACCCUUCCUAGGUGUGUGUCUAGGGAUGCAGCUGGCUGUGUGUGAAUUUGCCAGGAAUGUGCUAGAAUGGGAAGAUGCCAACUCUACAGAGUUUCAUCCCGAAUCAAAGCAUCCUGUUGUGAUUGACAUGCCAGAACACAAUCCUGGGCAGAUGGGUGGGACCAUGAGGCUGGGAAAGAGACGGACCAUUUUCAAGACCACCAACAGUAUACUAAGAAGACUUUACGGAGAUGCUGAGUACGUGGAUGAGAGACACCGACAUCGCUUUGAGGUGAACCCAGAGCUGAAGGAUCACUUUGAGGAGAAAGGCUUUCACUUCGUGGGUCAAGACGUAGAAGGCGAGCGAAUGGAAGUCAUUGAGUUAGACGAUCAUCCGUAUUUCAUAGGAGUGCAGUAUCAUCCCGAGUUCACCUCUCGCCCCAUCAAACCUUCGCCUCCCUACUUUGGCCUCCUGCUGGCAUCAGCCGGGAAACUACAGAGCUACCUACAGAAGGGCUGCUGUCUGUCUCCACGGGACACAUACAGUGAUCAGAGCGGCAGCAGCACCCCAGACUCAGAAAUAGUUGAGUCCUCAAUCUCACAGGAAUGUGUGACUGAGGGAAAGGAAAUCCCUUUAAACGGAGGAUCAAGACAAGGGCUAAAUUAGCUUGUAAGAACUUUUUUCCUGACCUGAAUGGAUUGUUUGGCAUGUCUAUAUGCGCCCGACAACAGGAUGUCAAACAUGCAGUACCGAAGAUGUGACUGUUUCUUUCCCCAGGAUAACUCCCUUGAGAUGAAACCAAUGGAUGGGGAUUGUCUUGUUUCAUCGAAACACUGAAUGUCCUAAGGAGCCCCCCCCCCAAUAUUUGACAAGAAAUUACAUCUGUACAUUGCAGGGUUAACUCAUCUUUAUUGCAGUAAAAGGGCUUUACAAGUGGAGCCCCCCCCCCCCCAAUCACUCAACCUGGCUCGUGAUGAGCUUAUAGCACCAAGGCACAAAUAAUAUUGUUUUAGUUAGCUUCACUCAUUGGAAGGACGUGGGCCUUCUCCAUUUUUCAAGCAGCAGCUCGUUAGUGGAAUUCCCACGUCAAUGUGAUUGGAUGUUAUGAUGUAUGACAGGCCUCAAUCAUUUUUCACAAGACCUGAGAAUAAAGUAAUGUUUUAGUGGC
Messenger RNA from Oncorhynchus nerka (sockeye salmon), 2543 nucleotides. RefSeq names its product CTP synthase 1-like. Gene Ontology annotation, molecular function: CTP synthase activity; identical protein binding. The transcript has 17 exons. Lineage: Eukaryota; Metazoa; Chordata; Actinopteri; Salmoniformes; Salmonidae. The coding region runs from base 218 to 2041 and encodes 607 amino acids. Gene Ontology annotation, cellular component: cytoplasm; cytoophidium. Gene Ontology annotation, biological process: CTP biosynthetic process; pyrimidine nucleobase biosynthetic process. The record is from RefSeq and is a predicted model, not a curated record.